UAUUGUAUUUACUCAUCAACUUGAUUUUCUAUGAUUAAUACUUUCUGUAUCGAAAUUUUAUGUAUGUAUGUAAAUGUACUAGUACAUUUUUGAAUUUACCGCGUAAUUUUUUUAUUGGCUCCUAGAUGGCGUUACUCUCAUGAUAUUGUCAUGCGCAGUUAGAGAAGAGACGCUUUCGAUUGUUUUGGACGCCAUUGUGUCUUCUACCUUCGACCUGAAAAGUCGCAUAUACUUUUCUUGGCAAGUUUUCCAUGUUAUUCUAUUGUUUUCUAAUCUAUUAUAUUCAGAUCAUGGAUUUUGUUCCUCUCUGGAAUUCCCGCUCUUUUCCAGUGGAUAAAUCCACUGCCAUAUCAUGGGCUCAUGCUCAAGGGCUGCUUCCAAGUAGCAAAAAAUGCCGCAGCCACCGUGUUGAAAUAUAGAUUAACUCUUCGCAACAUGGCUGCGGCCAUUUUUAUUGCAACAAAUGCAGAGCAGCUGGAUGACCUGCUACUGUUAGCGUGUCCAAAGAUACUGGGUUCCAUGAUUCGCGCCUCUCUCUGGAAAACAAUAUCAGGCUUCUUUAUGGAUUUGCACACAAUGAGACCUAUGACCGCGUUACCUUGGAAUGCAUGGACUUCUCAUUGCCGCCAAAUCAACGUACAACUCCAAGCCAUUCGUCGCCAAUACACUGAUUUCCGCCGCUGCACAUACGGGUAUUUAAACAAUCUGAGCGGCCAUAAGUCCAUUUUGCAAAAUGCAAUACCAAACUACCUAAACCGCUGGUUGAAGUAGAUGACUAGUCUAUGAAUUAUACCUGACCCCUUUCAUUAUUCUACCAUGCAGGGAGCAUCGCCAAGGCCAUUCUGAUUUCGACCGUCUUGGGGAUACAUGUGAUUGUUUUAAGCGUUAUUGUGAAUUUGUCAACUUUAGCUGUAAAUAUUUUUGUUUGGACUUUUAAUAUUGAAAAAGUAGUGAUGGAUUUGGAUAUUGCAGGUAAAUACUUACAAGUUUUGAUAAAAAUCAAAUAUUUUUAUUUUAGUUUUAUGGUAAGGGUUCGAUUUUUAAGAAGUUAUGCAUAUUACAACAUUUUUUUUGUUUUUAUUUUUGUUUAAUAUUAUACAUGUUAUGGUAUCAAAUUAGAUCACGCUAUAUUUUUCCAUUCAGUAAAAAGUUUAGAGCUUUAAGAAUUGGCAAAUCAAAAAAUUUGCCGCGGAAAAGCGCGGAUAAGCACUAUUAAUAUUAUUUUUUAUAAGAUCUUCAUCGCUUUCUUGCAAUAAUUUUGUGUUUAUAUGCUCGAUGUGUUUAGGAAGAAUUUACUUUUUUAAAAGCUUAAAACUAAUAUUUAGGAUAUUUAUUAUAUAGACUAAGUGUUUGAAGACAUUUUUGCGUGUUUUUAGUAAAAAUUAAACAAAUAUAAAAACCUUAGGGAUGUUUUCAUACAUUUGUUGUUAAAAAAUUGGUUUUCUAAGCCGUGUGAAAAUAUCUGUAAAAAACAUUAUUAAGAUAUUGGUGCAGUUUUAAAUUAUAUGUUUUUGUUUAAGUUUCACCUAGUUCUUCGGGGGUAAGAGAUGUCAUCCGAAAAUAUUUAUUUGAAUGGAUGCAGAGACUGAAUAUACCUAAUUUGGAAAAAAAACUUAAUGGUUUGAAAGAACAAUUUUUGUUAGGUAAAAGUUAUACUGAAGAGCAAAUUAAUAACUUCAAGCGCACUUUUGCUUAUUUUAAAACCCAAGUGAAACAAAGGUGGUUGAAAUCCCACAAAAAGGAGGAUAUUUUUAUCAAGUACAACCGGACGUGGCUAGAAGGAACCAUUCAAAUUACUGUAGCUGGGCAAAGCCGACCAGGCCGACCGCUCAAGUCAUUUGGAGAAUCUAGUGAGCGCACCGAAAGAAGAAAAACCGAGGAGAUUCGGUCGACAUUAGAUAAGGAAGUUAUUGUUCAUGCUGCUCAGACUGAAUUGAGAAUAUCUGGACAGAGAGACGCUUCAGAAAUAUUAAAGCAAAUUACCUGCACUACUCCAAAACGUGCAACUAAGUACAAAAAAGCAUUUUGUGACUCUAAAACUAAAGAGGUAGAGUCACUUACUGUAACAAAGGCUUUAGCUAUGUUUGUUGAUGCAGACUUAACUCGUCGACAAUACGAAAGCAUUAGAGUCACCAACAAAAAGUUUUUUCCAUGUUAUUCCCUUUUACAAAAGGCAAAACAGAUGUGUUAUCCACCUUCGGAAGAAAUUAGAGUAACAGCUAAAUGUGUCGAGUGUAAUUUACAGCCUUUAAUUGAUCUGACCAUUAAGCGCUUAUCUAUGUACCUGGAAGGAAUCCUAAUUAGCAUAAAAGAAGAAGAGAGGGACAAUCUAAAAAUUAUUUGUAAACGGGAUUGUGACGGCUCCCAACAAUCCCAAUACAAACAAAAAUUUGAAAAUGAUUCCGAUUCGAAUUCAAAUGUGUUUCAUCCCCAAGGUACUGCAGACCUAUAAGAUUCCGAUUUCAGAAAGAAAGUGUCGAUGUUACGCUAGAAGAAAUUGAGUACGUAAAAAAAUCUGCGCAGUCACUAAACCCAACAGAAGUUGACUUAAAUGGACAAAAGUUUUUGGUUAAGCACUUCUUUAUCACGACAAUGGUAGACGGCAAAGUUUGCAACGCGGCCACUGGCACUAAAUCUACAAGCAAAUGCUAUUUAUGUGGAGCGACAUCCAAGGAAUUUAAUAACUUGGAUGUUCGAAAAGAAGUUAGUCCUGAGACUACAGAGUUUGGGUGUUUGGGUUGUCAGUUUUACAUGCAAGGAUUCGUUUUUUUGAAAGCAUUCUUCACUUAGCAUAUAAAUUGCCAGUAAAAAAGUACCGCGAAAGAAAAUCUGAAGCUGAAAAAUGUCUAGAAAAGGAAAAGAAACUAGAAAUCCAAGCUAGAUUUCGCAGGGAAACAGGGUUACUGGUUGAUAUGUCAAAAUCAAAUUUUGGCAACACAAAUGAUGGCAACACGAGCAGAAAAUUUUUUGAUGACCCAAAGCUAGCCUCUGAAAUAACUGGAAUUAGUUAUGAUCUGAUCUAUAGGUUAAAAGUUAUUUUAGAGACUAUUUCAAGUGGGUAUAAAAUCGACACAGACAAAUAUGACCAUUACGCAAUGGAUACUGCUCGAUUGUAUGUAAGUUUAUACCCUUGGCACCCAAUGACGCCAACCAUGCACAAAAUACUUAUUCAUGGUGCAAAAAUAAUAAAAGACGCAUUGCUGCCCAUUGGACAGCUUUCUGAAGUGGCUGCGGAAGCGCGAAACAAACAUUUUAGAACAUACCGUCAAGAUUUUGCUCGAAAAUUUUCCAGGGAAAACUGCAAUAGGGAUAUUUAUAAUCGGUUGCUUCUAAGUUCAGAUCCCCUUCUUACCAGCAUGAGAAAAAUUAAAAAAAGAAAAUUGGGUUCCUUUUUACCCGAAACCG
Diorhabda carinulata is the source of this 3405-nucleotide messenger RNA. RefSeq lists its product as uncharacterized. NCBI's taxonomy places the organism in Eukaryota, Metazoa, Arthropoda, Insecta, Coleoptera, Chrysomelidae. The record is from RefSeq and is a predicted model, not a curated record. The transcript has 2 exons. The coding region runs from base 1577 to 2452 and encodes 291 amino acids.